This is a messenger RNA of Erythranthe guttata (spotted monkey flower), 2299 nucleotides long. Its product is annotated as mitogen-activated protein kinase 9. Gene Ontology annotation, biological process: protein phosphorylation. Gene Ontology annotation, molecular function: ATP binding; MAP kinase activity. Lineage: Eukaryota; Viridiplantae; Streptophyta; Magnoliopsida; Lamiales; Phrymaceae. The record is from RefSeq and is a predicted model, not a curated record.
GUGUAGAUAGAUCAGUUUCAUGUCUUAACUACUCUGCACGAUACUGAAAGCGGGGGUGGCUACAACAAGUCAAACAUUUCUCUCUCCUCCACCGCAACGCACUCUAGAGAGAGAGAGAGAGAGAGAGAGAAAAUGCCAUGGAGUGAGGGGGAGAGAGAAAGCAUCGGUGAUCGAUCAUCAGUGAAAAGGGGAUCAAGAAUAAAAGUGGAUAGUGUGGGAGAAAAACAAGGAAACACACCACUGCUUCUUUCCAGAAACAUUCGUGGAUGAUGUUUUCUUGAAUUCCCCAACUAAUUUUUACCUAUUCUUCUUCUACCCAUUUCCAGUAUUAACUCUCACCAAAAAAAAAACAAACCAUUCCAUUAUAUUUUUAAGAAUCAACAAAAAUAAAUUCAUAUUAUCUGAAGUUAUAAUCUGCAUCAAUUCAAUUUCCCCCAUGGAUCCCCACAACAAGGGUGUGGCAGAGGCUGAAUUCUUUACGGAGUACGGGGAGGCGAGUCGGUACGAGAUCCAAGAAGUUAUAGGCAAGGGUAGUUACGGUAUCGUAGGUUCGGUUAUCGACACUCACACCGGAGAGAGAGUCGCGAUUAAAAAAAUCAACGACGUGUUCGAGCAUGUUUCCGACGCUACACGGAUCCUCCGAGAAAUCAAACUUCUUCGGCUUUUAAGACAUCCGGAUAUCGUCCAGAUCAGGCAUAUUAUGCUCCCACCUUCUAGAAGGGAGUUUCGAGAUAUUUACGUCGUUUUCGAAUUGAUGGAAUCUGAUCUUCAUCAAGUUAUUAAGGCCAACGAUGAUCUUACACCCGAGCAUUGUCGCUAUUUUCUCUACCAGCUUCUUCGUGGCUUGAAGUAUAUUCAUGCAGGAAAUGUGUUUCAUAGAGAUUUGAAGCCGAGAAAUAUACUUGCAAACUCCGACUGUAAGUUGAAGAUUUGCGAUUUUGGGCUUGCCCGCGUGGCUUUUAAUGAUGCCCCGUCGGCAAUAUUUUGGACCGACUAUGUUGCAACGAGGUGGUAUCGUGCUCCUGAGCUAUGUGGUUCCUUUUUCUCUAAGUACACUCCGGCUAUUGAUAUAUGGAGCAUUGGAUGCAUAUUUGCGGAAAUGCUAACUGGAAAACCACUCUUCCCUGGUAAAAACGUCGUUCACCAAUUAGAUUUAAUGACCGAUUUGCUCGGCACUCCCCCUCCUGAAUCUAUUGCAAGGAUCAGAAAUGAAAAGGCGAGGAGAUAUCUGAGCAGUAUGCGUAAGAAACAAGCUGUUCCAUUUUCUCAUAAAUUCCCGAAAGCCGAUCCUUUAGCGCUUCAAAUACUCGAGCGGCUCCUUGCUUUCGACCCCAAAGAUAGACCAACUGCUGCUGAAUUAUUGUCUGAUCCGUAUUUUAACGGUUUGGCAAAUGUGGACCGCGAGCCUUCCUCUCAACCAAUAUCGAAGCUCGAGUUUGAGUUCGAGAGGCGAAAAUUGGCAAAAGAUGAUGUCAGAGAGUUGAUUUAUCGAGAGAUAUUAGAGUACCACCCUCAUAUGCUUGAGGAAUAUCUACGUGACGGUGACCGAACAAGUGGCUUUAUGUAUCCUAGUGGCGUUGAUCGCUUCAAGAGGCAAUUUGCGCAUCUCGAGGAGCAUAAAAGCGAACGAGGCACUCUCCAAAGGCAGAAUGUUUCGUUACCUAGAGAGAGAGUCCCUGCACCGAAAGAAGAUGCUGUUCACGACAAUGAUGCCGAAAAGAUUCCUCAAAUGGAAGGCGACGGAUCGGAACAUAAGGGAAACUACAGUGCUCGUAGCUUGUUAAAGAGUGCUAGUAUCAGUGCUUCCAAGUGUAUAGGUGUUAAAGAAAAAAAAGUUAUUGAGGAGGAACAGAUUGACGAACAUAAUGAAGAGGUUGAUGGGUUGUGCCAGAAAGUUGCCUCUCUUCAUACUUGAGUUUUCUAUGAGUGCUUUUGGUCGAAUUACCGAUGCUCUUCAUUAUUGAAUUUUUUUCUUAGAAUUUCGAGAAUCAUUUUUUGGGGCGGUAGAAGAUCGGAAAGGAAUUAACGAAGAUGAAUGAUUCCUCCUUAUUACAGGUCUCAUUUUAUUACAGUGAUAGGCUGUCUGGCUAGACUUGUUUUUCGUUUUUAUGAUGGUUAUAAAUUUAUUUUUAUUUAAUUAGAUUUUUUUUUUAGUCUUUUCAAGAAAUUAAUAGAAAUCAAUCUUGAUUUAUGAUUCAUUUGAAGGCUCUAUUUUAUUUGUAAAUGAUUCUAUGCACCACCUUUAGCAGAAACUCCUUCACAGAAAUUCUUGCUCAUGAAAUAUGCAUUAUCCAUCGUA